Molecule: messenger RNA, 1596 nt
Organism: Naegleria fowleri
Lineage: Eukaryota; Heterolobosea; Eutetramitea; Acrasida; Naegleriidae
Exons: 1
Coding region: 1-1596 (531 amino acids)
Molecular function (GO): protein binding
Source: RefSeq, a predicted model, not a curated record
AUGUUUCGAAACAUGAAUGCGUAUGAACUGGAAAGAUCGAAUGAGGACCACACACGACCACCAUCACUUUUAUUGAAAACUCUUUCUCAAUUCGCCCGAGCGGCAUUGAGUGAUUCCGUACAUUCCCAACAUAACGCCAUUCUUGAUGAAGAAUUAAAUUCUUUUCGUGAUGAUUCCGAUCUCACUAUUUCUGUUCAUUUUCGAGAUGAAAAGGAACCCACACUUUACCAUACUCAUGCAUGGAUUAUGCUGGCACGAUGGCCUCUCUUGUUAGAAUAUGCUUUGAUCAAUUUGGAGAGACCUCUUUCGCGUUGCGAAGUUAUUUGGAUUGCAGAGAAUGAUGUCGUUUUAGCAAGCCUUUCCACCAAUAAGGAAAUUGAAAAAUAUUAUUGCUCAAUGAAUGAUAAAAUCAUGCUUCAAACCGAGUUUCGGAAAGAAAUUAAAAAUUUGAAGGAACAAAUUGCAAUUUCAAAAGAAAAAGUCAAUCGACAGAGAAAUGGUGCCGUCAUGCAUGCAAAUCGAAUGGAGGCUCUAGAAAAUGUUUUAAAACAAUAUUGUGGAGCAUUGCAGGGAUCAAAAUUAUCAAUUCAAGACCCGUCAUCACCUCUGUCUGUUAUUCAUCACAUUGAUUUGGGUCCAUUACCAUUUGAUAAGAAUGUGUUUGAUGAUUUCAUUUACUUUUUAUACACGAGUCAACUAGUGAACGUAGAAGAGAAUUACAAAGAGAGAAAUAUCAGGGAGAUGAUUUUUGGAGAAGAGAUGGAAUAUUUGAAUGAGUUGUUAUGUUUAGCUGAGACUUUAGGGAUGACCAACAUGUUAACUAUUUUGCAAUAUAGCGAUGUGACGACGUUUACACCUUAUAGUUGUAUGUCUACUGUGGACCCAAAAGAAAUCAAGACAGUGUUGAGAGAUGAACAUGCGAGUUCAUUGGCAUCAGGCUUGUUUAAAGAAAGUGAUCAUCCAACCAGAGAGUUGGAUAAAUUAAGGAAAUCAUUCUGUAACCUGAGAAUCAAACAAGGAAUUCCAGACUUUGAUGAAAAUCAAGAGGUAAACGAAUUUUCCGAAUAUCCUGAGCAGAGCGAAGAUGGAAUUUUGUGUCACAAGUCAUUUGUAAUGAAAGUAUGCCCAUACAUUGAUGUCUUGAUCAAUAGCAAUUUCAUAGAAGCUGAGGCAAUUAGAGAAAUGGAAGCUCGAAACGAAAUGGCUACCAUAGAAAUUCAAUGUUCAAGUUUUGAUGUAUUGGAGGAUAUUUUUCGUUAUCUUUAUUCAAACCAUAUUACCAUUACAAAAAGUAACGUUUUUGAACUGAUUUCUCAGUCUCAACGACUUGGCAUUGAUGAUUUACAAGAACGAUCUGAAAAACAACUUACACAAAUGGAAUUUUUUGAUUUUGAGUUAAUUGAAUGCGUUUCAUUGGCCAUGUCGCUCGGCAUUGAUGAAGCGAAGAAAAAUUUUGAGGAUCAAUUAUUGAGGCACUUGAAAGGCCUUGUCAGAGAACGACUCAUGACGGUUAGAGAGUUUGAACGUUGCCUAGAGAAAUGUGGCUAUGAAAAGGGCUGGAUUGAAAAACAAAGUAGAAACAUUGGCUACUAUUAA